This is a messenger RNA of Gymnodraco acuticeps, 1503 nucleotides long. Its product is annotated as insulin-like growth factor 1 receptor. The transcript is spliced from 3 exons. The record is from RefSeq and is a predicted model, not a curated record. The coding region runs from base 787 to 1503 and encodes 238 amino acids. NCBI's taxonomy places the organism in Eukaryota, Metazoa, Chordata, Actinopteri, Perciformes, Bathydraconidae.
ACAGAGAGGAUCUGUGCACAGGGCGCCGUGUUUACAGCAGCAGACUGCGUGUACCUGAGCCUUUAUCCGUCUAAAAACACCACCUAUUUAACUAAAUAUCGACGGGAAACAUCAGAUACGAUCAUUUCUGGACAUUUCCUGGAGAAAAACGCUGGAAAAAACGUUCAUUUCCCGCUGAUAUGAGGCUGAAUUACUCCCACCACAACAACGUGAUGAGCGGCUGAAGAGGAGGAGGAGGAGGCUGCGAAACUACAUUUUAUCCUGGAUAUUUCCAAACAAACGUCGUGUAAUUAACACAAAGAGACCAUGCAUUGAUUAAAGAUGCCUCUAAUCUGCCUAGAUUACCCUCUUUCCAUCCCGAUUUUAAGGGUCCCCCCCCACACACUGAGGACCCUCCAGCAGCAGCGGGACGUUGAGCGUUUUUCCCCAGAAAUGGAGUGCGAAGAUGCGGAUUACAGAGGAAUCCCCGCCGCUAGUGUAAACCGCAUUGGUUUUCAUUAUACAAACGUUUACAGGGAUAAAACUGGACUAUGAUUUCACAUUUCCUGGCAAGAGGAAUAAGUCGGUGAUUGCAUUUUUUUGUUGUUGCAUUGGACUCCCUUAGCUACCCUGCAAGCUUGUGUGCAGAAUUAGCUAUUAGCUCCAUUAGCCGGCUAACUGCUAAAAGCUGCAGACUGGAGAUUAAAAAAAAAAAGGGGUUUUAUUAUUCCUCUGCAGGUUUUGCGUCACGUUUCCAUCCCUCCACAUAUUUAUAUACAGGAUUUGGGAGGAUUAACGCAUCCAGGAAUGGGGUCUGGUACGGAAUGGAGAGAUUUGACCUUGUUUUGGGGUCUGAUGCUGGGGCUCAUCCUCCGGCCCGCCACCGCAGAGAUCUGUGGCCCCAGCAUCGACAUCGGGAACGACAUCAGUGAGUUCAGGCGUCUGGAGAACUGCACGGUGGUGGAAGGAUACCUGCAGAUCUUGCUCAUCGGCGACAAAAACAACAACAACAUCAACCAGGAGUUCUUCCGCUCGCUCAGCUUCCCAAAGCUCACCAUGGUCACCGACUACCUGCUGCUGUUCCGCGUCUCCGGCCUCGACAGCCUCAGCACGUUGUUUCCAAACCUCGCCGUCAUCCGUGGGCGAAACUUAUUCUACAACUACGCCCUGGUGAUCUUCGAGAUGACCAGUCUGAAGGACAUCGGGCUUCUCAACCUGAGGAACAUCACGAGAGGCGCCAUUCGGAUCGAGAAAAACCCCGAGCUCUGCUACCUGGACUCUGUUGAUUGGUCUCUUAUUCUGGACGCCGAGUUCAACAAUUACAUCGCCGGGAACAAACAGUCGAAGGAGUGCAGCGAUGUUUGUCCGGGCAUCAUGGAGAACAGCCCUCAGUGCAGCAAGACCAUGUUCAACAACAACUACAACUACCGCUGCUGGAACUCCAACCACUGCCAGAAAGUUGGAAACUCUCCAGCUGUCAUCACGAUCCUCACCAUCGGGGCCUUUUCCCCAAACGUGUCCUGA